AGAUGGCGGCGACGGCGGGCGUGGUGGAGGAGCUCACGCGGGUGUUCCGGGAGCUGCCGCCGCGGCCGGCCGUGGAGGAGGUCGAGGCGGCGGCGGCGGUGCUGGCCUCGGCCGACGCGGAGGAGGAGGCGCGCCUGGCCGAGGUCGGGCGGGAGGAGGCGGCGCGGCAGCGGAAGGCGGACGGGGUCCCCGGGGAGCUCCUCGCCGUUCUGCGAGAGGCCAGGCGCGCCGCGGUGCGCCUCCGCGCGCUGCAGCAGCGGAAGGAGGCCGCGCACGUCGUCGAGCUGGAGAGGCGGUUCAAGGUGCUCGACGGGCUCAUCCAGAGGGCGUCUAGGGUCGUGUCCCCGUCUGGUGACGGAGGAGGCGGCGGCGGCGGCGGAGAUGGUUAUGUGGAGGAGGAGGUCGUGGAGGACACGGAUGCCAAGCGGGCUGACGUGGCGGCGGCGCCGGCGGUCCUGGAGAUUGAGCGCGGGAACACGGGCGUUGGCUUCGGCUUGGACUCUGAGGCCGUCUCGUCGCUGCCUCGCCAUGGCUCUACAGGCACUGACAUGGUGGACCAGAAGUUGAGCCUUAUCCAAGUGGCAAGCCUUAUAGAGUCAUCAGCAAAGAGAGGGACCACAGAGCUCAAUCUCCGAGGGAAGCUGGUAGACCAGAUUGAAUGGCUCCCUGUUUCACUUGGGAAGUUGCAAGAUGUUACUGAGCUUGAUAUAUCCGAGAAUAGGAUCAUGGCACUCCCAUCAACAAUUGGUAGCCUUAGAUACUUGACGAAACUUGACCUCCACUCAAACCGGCUGAAAAAUCUUCCUGAUACAUUCGGGGAACUGUCUAGCCUAAUUGAUCUUGAUUUGCAUGCAAACCAGCUGAAGUCUCUUCCUGCAUCUUUUGGAAAUCUCACAAGCCUAGCAAACCUUGACCUGAGCUCGAAUGAGUUCAAGAUAUUGCCAGAUUGUAUAGGAAAAUUGAUUAACUUGAGAAGAUUAAUAGCUGAGACAAACGAGCUUGAGGAACUACCCUAUACUAUUGGAUCUUGCGUGUCUCUUGUGGAACUUAGAUUGGACUUCAAUCAGUUGAAAGCCCUUCCAGAAGCUAUUGGGAAGUUAGAAAAGCUUGAGAUUCUCACAUUACACUACAACAGAAUCAAAGGCCUGCCUACAACAAUUGGGUCGCUUACCAGAUUGAGAGAGCUGGAUGUCAGUUUCAAUGAAGUUGAAGGGAUCCCUGAAAACAUUUGCUUUGCGACUAGCCUUGUGAAGUUGAAUGUCAGCAGGAACUUUGCCGAUUUAAGAGCACUGCCAAGAUCAAUAGGAAAUCUUGAGAUCCUCGAGGAGUUGGACAUCAGCAGCAACCAGAUACGCACACUGCCUGAUUCAUUCCAGUUCCUUGCUAAGCUUAGUGUAUUUCAUGCUGAUGAGACUCCACUGGAAGUACCGCCAAGAGAAGUUAUAAAGUUAGGGGCUCAGGCCGUGGUUCAAUAUGUUGCUGAGAUGGUUGCUUCAAGAGGAGCAAGCCAGAAGAAAACAGAGGAGACAAGCUUCUGGGCCUGGUUCCGCUCACUCUUUGGUUGCUGCAAAAAUGAUGAAGAAAUGGGAAUUGUUCCAGCUUAGCUGAAGCAUUUCAUCUGUAUGUAUUUGGUGUUGGUGCGAAUUCAUAUACUUGGUCAGCAAUGAUAGGAAGGUCGCUCGUCACUUUUGAUCUUUUUUUUCAGUUUGUGUGUGUAUUGUGUGUGUGUGUGUUUUUGUAAAGGCCCAUUUCUAGUUCUUUCCCCAACAACUAGUAAGAUUCACUUCUUUGUGUAACUCCACAUGUAUUAUAUGAUGGCAGAUCACUCUCAUUACAUUAAACAUGUCUAUUUGAGAUUACAUUUAA
Messenger RNA from Lolium rigidum, 1866 nucleotides. RefSeq names its product plant intracellular Ras-group-related LRR protein 5-like. The transcript has 3 exons. The record is from RefSeq and is a predicted model, not a curated record. Gene Ontology annotation, molecular function: protein binding. Bases 3 to 1604 code for a protein of 533 amino acids. Lineage: Eukaryota; Viridiplantae; Streptophyta; Magnoliopsida; Poales; Poaceae.